AUGGCGAAAGCGCCAGAGAGCGGAACUACUGUGCGCAGACGGGCCGUUGCCAAGAAAUGGCACAACGUCAAAGCCAGACCUGCCCCGUACGAGGGAGAAGAGCUCAACAACGUCGGCUCGCAGCAGUCCGCGGCCGUCGCUCGCCUGGCCGAGAACUGCUCCCUGUCCGCUCCCAUUGUGGGGUCCUCCAAUUCCUCGGCGAUGGACGCCGCAUACGAGCGGCCGGCGUCCACUUCGUCCUACUUCGCCCGUCCGCCGCCUCCUAGUCGCCUGUUGCUCCGCGUUUAUUCGGCCGAAUGCUUGCGGCACGUGUCCAGCCAUGGCACCUACUGCAAGAUCUACGUUGGCAGCACCGAGAUGGUGCGCGGUAGUGGCGCGUUCGCGCGUCGCUCGCAGAAACUGAAGCCGUCUGCGUCCACGCACAGUCUCGGUGGUCUACUGCACAGCAGUCGCGGCAACACGGCACAGCCCCCGACCACGCCGCUACCUCCUACCUCGUCAUCGGAAGGAGACCUCAGCGGUCCCAGCAGUAAGAUGCGAGUGCUCAAGACGCAGGUGCAAAAGGGUAAGCGCCCUGAUCCCGUCUGGAACGAGAAGUUCGAUAUCCCCGUGUUAGACCCGAAUGAAGACGUGCUGAGCAUCCGCGUCAAGUCAGCGAGACUCAUGUCGUCCCCCGCUAUCGGCGCAUGUUCAAUCCCGCUUAAAUACUUGACGAUGCAAGGAUCUUCGACCACCGACCGAUGGGUCGACCUGAAACUGGGGAAGAAGGAUGCAGGUCGGAUCAGAUUGCAGUUGAGACUGGUAGCUUCCUCCCGUCAGCGGAACCAACAGAACAGUGACACCCACUUGAGUCUCCCUGCAGAGGAAACGCCGGAGCAGAUCGCUGCACGGAAUAAGACGCUGCGUCGUGACCACAAGUACCACAGAUCGGCAAGGCAUUUCGAUGGACGGCCUGUUACUUCUUCCGUCUUGGGCAGCAGCAGCGGUAGCAACAAGUCCGCAAGCGACAAGGACGAUGAUCAGAAGCGUGUUCCAUCAACGCCCACGACACUGCGGGAUAAUAGUGCUAGUGCUACUUCGAAUGAGUCCAUCGACGACUCGGAACCUGCCAGUGAUGUGUCUGUCUCUCCUGUGGCCUCUCCACUGCACAAGCGGGCGUCGAAAGAAGACGACUCAAAGUCGACUGCAGUAACCAGGCAACCGCGGGAGUCAUUCGACAGCUUUGCUGAGACGCCAGAUACAUCCAUACCAUCGCCAGCAGUAGCACCGAGUACGAAGGAUUUGGACGCGUCGUACGCACAUCGCGGCACGAUGAGGAGGUCAGAGCUGGAACGCUCGAAGAUGAAGAUGACCGAGAUCUCGCGGACGUCAAGGAUAUCUAGAUCUUCUAGAUCGUCUAGGUCAUCAAGCUCGCAGGUUCAUCUGGAAGAUGAUGAUUUUGAUGAUCUGGACGAGUAUGACAACACUUCUGCAGCGACCAAGCGCUGGACUGGGAACCACACGAAGCUGAGUGUGCUCUCCAGUCUGGACCCUCGCGAAAGCUCUCGCAUGGACUUUGACGACGAUAUUGAGUACGAACGGGACACUCUGGACAAGAGGAAAACAUCGGUGCAUAACGGAUCUUCAUCCAUUGCCCUGUCGAGCACAGCUAGCAGUACACUCGACCCUCGCGGAAGCUCACGGUUCAGCUUCAGUGACAGUGACAGUGAUGGAGAAGUCGAGGAGGAUGACGAAGUUAAAUCGGAGAAAGUACGUGAACAACAGAGACAACAAUGGCAGAUGGAGCAGCGGAAGAUGCAGCUUGCUCGCAUUAAGGAGGUGUCUCAGUCCAUGUCGGACGAUGAUAGUGACGAGGACUCGGAGGAUGACGACGAAUGCGAUGAGGAGCUGGAGCAGGAGCGGGCGUCAACUCGGAUCCAGUUCACUCCGGCGCUUGCGAAUCUUUUGGGUCGUGAGAGCAUGAACGUAUUAUUUGAAGACGAAGAUGAAGAAGAAGAAGAAGAGAGUCCCGAGCCUUACAAGAUGAGCGAGGAGUUUGUACCCAUUCUCGAAGCAUCCUCUCCGAUGUCUGUCGAUUCUGUGGACUGUGCACUGCGCCGGUCGAGUUUUGAUUGAGAAUUCCCCCUCCUCAACCUUAUUUACUAGCACAACUCCGAACCUGACGCUGCAGUGCGUCAUCCAGCUACGUUGUCGAUGUCCGGUGCGUCAAUUUUGAUGUAUGUGUGUCGCUUGGCGGACGGUGGUGAGCUUGAGAGGCAAGUGCUCCUCGCCACCUUAUUAUUUCGUAGAUAGUAUCUAACAGCCACCCCCAGCCAAAGCGAGCAGCUCGAGCGCGAACGCGAGCAAAAAUGCCAGUCGUAGUGCGGUCCGAAUAAUAUUAUGAUGACCUUUCAACAUGUUGUAGCCAUUUCGUUGUUCACCAGUCGCGCCGCUUCAAGAGCACAGUUCAGAUGCAUUUGUCAUUGCUUAGUGAGGAUGGAAGAUCAGGCAGCAACAUGCAUUCAGGCGAGAUUCCGAGGCUUUCGAUGGAGGAAGCUGCAGCGUAGACGUGUUGUAAGAUACUUUUGAUCAACUU
Phytophthora nicotianae INRA-310 is the source of this 2575-nucleotide messenger RNA. RefSeq lists its product as hypothetical. The record is from RefSeq and is a predicted model, not a curated record. Lineage: Eukaryota; Oomycota; Peronosporomycetes; Peronosporales; Peronosporaceae. The transcript is spliced from 2 exons. Bases 1 to 2115 code for a protein of 704 amino acids.